Messenger RNA from Haplochromis burtoni (Burton's mouthbrooder), 3345 nucleotides. RefSeq lists its product as uncharacterized. Gene Ontology annotation, cellular component: intermediate filament. The record is from RefSeq and is a predicted model, not a curated record. Bases 281 to 1828 code for a protein of 515 amino acids. The transcript is spliced from 4 exons. NCBI's taxonomy places the organism in Eukaryota, Metazoa, Chordata, Actinopteri, Cichliformes, Cichlidae.
AGGGCGGAAAGGAGGAGAUGCAUGAGUGACUUCGUGUCUCCCCAGAGGGUGGAGGCUUUCUGCAAAAGCUUGCAGGUUUCCCCUCGUCUUCUGUUGUUGCUGCGUCAAAUGAUGCGCCGGCGCCUUCCCUAUAAAAGCACCUGUCCCGGGCAGACAUCACUCGCAUCUCACUUUCUCUCUCACACACACACUCAUCCUGUCACACUCCUGAACUCCACACACACACACUUCCCUGUGCAAAGCAAAGGCAUCGGCCCAAUUCAACCGAGGUGAAGGAACCAUGAGUUACUCCAGCGAGAUUUACAGCAGCUCCUAUCGGAAGAUCUUCGGAGAUGCCCCCCGCUCCGGUCGCGUCGGCCUGGGUAGCAGCAGCCCGUCCCGCCUGCACUCCGCGGGAUACCGCAGCAGCCACCGCACCUAUGGUUCCCCCUCAGCGAUCUCCUCCACCACCACCUACCGCCGGACAGCGGCCCCCGGCCGGGUUUUCUCCUCCAUGCCGGACCACGCGGUGGACCUGACCCAGUCCACCGCGGUCACCAACGAGCUCAAGAUCAUCCGCACCAACGAGAAGGAGCAGCUGCAGGGCCUCAACGACCGCUUCGUGUCCUUCAUCGAGAAGGUGCACAACCUGGAGCAGCAAAACAAAAUCCUGGAGGCCGAGGUCACACUGCUGCGCCAGCGCAACAGUGAGCCUUCUCGCCUGCACGAGCUCUACGAGCAGGAGAUCCGCGAGCUGCGAGCGCGCGUGGAGGAGCUGACUCACGAGAAGAGCCAGAUGCACCUGGACUGCGUGCAGAUGAACGACACCCUGGAGCGCAUGAAGGAGAAGUUCGAGGAAGAAAGCAGGCUGCGAGAGGAGGCGGAGAACACCCUGAAGGGCUACCGGAAGGACGUCGACGACGCCACCCUGGCGCGCCUGGAGUUGGAGAAGAAAGUGGAGUCGCUCCUGGAUGAGAUCGCCUUCCUGAGGAAAGUCCACGAGGAGGAGCUGCAGGAGCUCCAGGCUUCACUGCAGGCCACACAGGUGUCAGUGGAGAUGGAUGUGAGCAAACCUGACCUGGCUGCAGCCCUGAAGGACAUCAGGGCCCAGUAUGAGAGCCUGUCAGCUAGGAACCAAUCCCAGGCAGAGGAAUGGUACCGCUCCAAGUUUGCCAGUGUGACUGAGGCGGCUGCCCGCAACCAAGAUGCCAUCAAGCACUCCAAGGAGGAGCUGAGCGAAUACCGCAGACAGGUGCAGGCCCGGACCCUGGAGAUUGAGGCCCUCAGGGGCCACAAUGAAGCUCUGGAGAGGCAGAUUGCAGAGAUGGAAGAUCGCCAUAACAAUGAAAUUGGUGAGAUGCAGGAUACCAUUCAGCAGCUGGAAGGUGCCCUGCGUAGUACGAAAGGAGAAAUGUCUUGUCAUCUACGUGAAUACCAGGACCUACUGAAUGUUAAGAUGGCACUGGAUAUUGAGAUUGCUGCGUACAGGAAGCUGCUGGAAGGCGAGGAGUGUCGCCUCAGCUCUGUCGGCGGCGCAAUGGUCCAGUCUGGCUAUCCCGGCUUUUCCUACAUGUCCGCCCGCACCUACACUCUCGGCGCUUACAGGAAGUCCGGAGCUAAGCCUGAAGAGGAGGAGCAAGAGGAAGCGGAAGAAGAGGAGAAGGAAGAGGACGAGGAGGGAGAAGAGGAGGGUGAGGAGGGAGAAGAUGGCGAGGAGGGAGAGGAGGACGGUGAGGAGGGAGAAGAGGGCGAAGAGGGUGAGGAGGAGGAGGAAGAGGAGGAGGAGAAGCCAAAAGAGAAAGAGGAGAAGAAGAAGGAGAGCCCCACCGGGAAGAACAGCAAGAGCUAAACUGCUUUUGUCAUCACUGUCAUCAAUAACGCAUUCCACGUUCCACGAUCAGUCACCUAUGGAUCUGUUCAUGUUCACAUCAUCUCACACAGACACACACAGACACACACACAUCUGCACAAUCCAGAUGCCUCACACCUGUGUUUUUCAGUCUCUGUUUGCUCUGUAAGUGAUUAGUUCAAUCUUUAUUAGAUGGAAAAGGAGAUUUAGAGACUAGCUAGUACUACAGUAGCAAAAGAGUUCAAAUCACUUCCAUAAAUCUGCUGUAGCUGUCACUACUCUACGUCACAGGAGUACAGAGAAAAGCGCAGGAAGCUAGCACGAUGCCACCGAGUUUCACAAGUCUGAAAAGGGGAAUGAUCCGUCUUUUGACCAAGCAACAGCAAACGUGCCAUUGGUAAUUAAUAUUCACAGUAAGAGCAAUCAAAACCUGUCAGCACACAGACUUUUAAAGAGAAACGCACAGAUCCUGGAGCAUGUGAAACAGCCAGUCCAACUUUACGGUGCUAUUUGAUUUUUACAUUUAAAAGUUGGCGAUUCCUGUAAGUUAAAGAUUUUGUCAUUGAAUGAAGCGUCACCAGCUCAUUCCUGAAUGUCGCCCUGUUAGGCAGGAAAUUUUCUAUCCUGACUGGAAGUCCCAACUCCUCAUUUCACACGGCAGGUGAAUGCUUCCUCUCCUUUCCAUUAGCCGCUGCUUAGUUCUUCAUUUCACCCCCUUUAAUUUUCUCCCUCCUUCUUAACUGCAGCAUAGCACAGUAAUACUGGCAAACCUGGAACCUGGAAAAACAUAAAUGUACAUGGGUGGAAAGGUAGAUUGCUUCAGAGUCGCUGGGUGUGAAAAUGUAGAGUUUCAAUUGCUGCUGUAUAUAUUUUGGGAAUAUAAGUCCUCCCUUUGAUUGAAUCAUUUGUCAUACACUUUAUCUGAUCAUCUCACACACCAGCUUGUUUUCUUUCCCCUCACAUAAACAUGGUGGUGCUUUGGUUUCAUGUAGCUGAAACAGGAAACAAGGUGAAGGUGAGUGUAGGUGUUAGGAGCAGGUAGGUGGUGCUGACGCUGACAGUCCUCAGCCAAGACUGCAAGUGUCUGUUAGAGUAGAUUCUCCUGGGUUUAUGGUUUAUGUAUACAGAGUCACAUAAAAGGGCUAUUUUCCCCAUUACUUCUUCUAUCGCCUUCUGUCACUGUCCUUCAUCAUUUCUCUCCCUUGCUUUUAUUAUUUCUUUAUUGACAAAUGAAUCAACCAACGGAUAUGAAUGCAUGGCCUGAUUCUCGGAGCUUGAAUAUCUGCUGGAUGAGUAGAUUUUUGCUUGUUGUGUGUUCAAUUAAAAAAGAAUUGCCUUAAUCAUAAAUGAAAGUUAAAAGAAACAUGUUUUCACCUGCAGCUCACUUGUUUCUGGGGAAGUAGAGGAGUGCUGACACUUUCCAAACCGUUCUGCUUUACAACUGUGACUGUACGUGCUGCUCUCUCAUGCAGUGAUGUUCCUCUCAAAGCCAAAUAAAGACAUUUAUUAACCAAAAA